Molecule: messenger RNA, 936 nt
Organism: Pistacia vera
Lineage: Eukaryota; Viridiplantae; Streptophyta; Magnoliopsida; Sapindales; Anacardiaceae
Exons: 1
Coding region: 1-936 (311 amino acids)
Source: RefSeq, a predicted model, not a curated record
AUGGAGUCUACUCUCAACAACAACUCUCCAGCUAUUACCGCCAGCAAUUCUUCUGCCGCUUCUAUUAACAAUCCUAUAGCUACAACCUCUGGCAACAACUCCUCCUUUGCUAGCCUUUAUGGAGUGUCCCAUUCAGUUGCCUCUGCUGUUCCAGUAGUCGCCACUGUCUCAUAUGCCAAACCUUUUCCUAAUAUCUCCAAAAUUGAAAUGUUUGGAGGACAAAAUUUUAAAAGAUGGCAAGAACGCAUUCUUUUGAUCCUUGACAUGUUCGGUGUAGCUGCUACUCUCACAUAUCCUAAACCUGGAUCGUCUACUGAUCCAAAACAUUUGGAAAUCUGGACUCAUGCUGACAAGGUAUGUAGGCAUACUAUCAGUAGCACCUUAGCUAAUGACUUGUUUGAUAUCUAUUGCCCCUAUAAAGAAGCCAAGGAUAUAUGGGAUUCAAUGAAACUAAAACACAUUGCUAAGGAUGCUGGGAAGCAAAAAUUUGUUAUUGACAACUUCUAUAGGUGGGAGAUGACGGAUGACAAGGAUAUCAAGAUGCAAAUCAAUGAAUACCACAAACUUCUGGAAGAUCUCAAGGCUGAAAACAUCAAUUUGCAAGAUGAGUUUAUUGCAGGAUUGUUGAUUGAAAAGCUGCCAAGAUCUUGGAAGGAUUACAAGCAACAACUCAAACAUAAGCACAAGCAAUUGUCACUUGCAAAUUUGACCACCCACGUCAUAAUUGAGGACACCAAUAGAAAGGAACUCAAAGUUGCAGAAUCAAAGGAGAUGGCUUCAAAAGUACACUUGGUGCAAGAUAAAUUUCACAAGCAAAAUAAGAGGUAUAAUAACAAAAAACCUGAUUACAAGCCUAAAACUACUAACUCCAUCUCAAUAAGAAGGGAAAUUGUUUUGUUUGUGGAAAGCCAGGUCAUCAUGCACCUCAAUGCAUAA